GCCAUUUAUUUCCCAAUAAAUUGUUUUCUUUGUGACAAUAGUUUUGGCAAUAAUUAUAUUUUGGUUUUAAUUUUGUGUUGAAAUCGCCGAUAAUUUUGAGACCAAAAAUGUUUGAAUAUUCAAGCAAUACAUGUCUGGCAUUGAGUGCCCUAUCAUUGGGUUUUGCAUCCGUUGUGUAUGUCUUUUACGGACCCAAACCGUCGUCUAAGAAGUCCAACAAAUUCCUCAAUAAUGAAUCGCUCGGCGAUGAGUCGCUCAGUCAUCAGUCCUACGAUUCUUCCUAUAGCUGUGAUAAUGUAUUGAAGGCAUUGAGAGCUCACAAGUGGACGAUCCGUAAUGAAGAACAGGACGCCUUCGAGUUAUUUAACGUAUUGACGGAUACGUUGGAGUCAGAGCUGUAUUCAUCGUUUCCCGUCUACUCUCUAAAGGACGCUCUUAUAGCCGAGGGAUUGAUGAACGAGUCGUCACCCGAGACCAGUCCUGCCAUUCAGACGCGAGCCUCGCAUAUGAAUGGAUGCUAUGCUCUCAACUCUACUGCCGAAAGUGUUCGCAUAAAUUUCCGCUACAUUUGGACACAUUUGACACAAUAUCUCUUUCUAUACCCAAUAAUGUGUUCGGAAUUCCGAUUGAAUUACAUAAAUGUCUCGAGAAGNAAUUUAGUUGAUUUGGCCGGCAGUGAGAACAUCGGCCGCUCCGGCGCUCAGGACAAGAGGGCCCGCGAGGCCGGCAAUAUCAACCAGAGUCUGCUAACACUCGGCCGAGUCAUCACAUCCCUCGUCGACCGCACGCCACACAUCCCAUACCGCGAGUCAAAGUUGACGCGUCUUCUGCAGGAAUCGCUCGGCGGCCGCACAAAGACGUCGAUUAUAGCGACCAUUUCGCCAAACAUUGUGGACGCCGACGACUCCCUGUCGACCCUCGAGUACGCCCACAGAGCAAAGAAGAUUACAAACAAACCGGAGAUCAAUCAACGGAUGAGCAAAAAGACUCUUCUCAGAGAGUAUACCGAAGAGAUUGAAAGACUUCGACGCGAUUUGUUGGCCGCGCGCGAGAAGAAUGGCAUUUAUGUGAACGAAGAGAACUUCAAACAAAUGGAACAACAGAUUAAGGAUCAGAUCCAAGACAUCGAGGAGAAAAUGGCAGAGAUUAAUGCACUGCACGAAGAGAUGAGUCAAAUACAGCACUUGUUUGAGGAGACGAAAGAAGAGCUGAACACCAAAGUGACAGAACUGGAGAUUACGUCCAAGAAUUUGGAGAAUACAACUCAAGACUUGAAGCAAACCAAAAGUGAUUUACACAUAACUACAGUCGAUAGAGACGAACAAAAGCAUUUGGUUGGCGUUCACGUGGACUCCGAGAAAUUGCUCACAAAUCAGGCCAAAGAUCUGCUGAAUGUGGCGGAGAUCACCACUUCUGACGUUCACAAACUGCACAGUAAAGUCGAUCGACAGAAAGGCGUCGAAACAAACAAUUGGACCAAAACUAAUGAAUUCCAGGAGAAGUUUACGUGCGAUAUGAGCCGAUUGAAGGAAUUGGUGUCGAUUACCACCAUUUCAUAUAACGACGGUUUGGACGAAAUGAAAGUCGCCAUCAAUGAGAAGACAACGGCCACCGAAGCCGUUGUGACCGACACUCAGAGCAAAAACACUUCCAUAACUAAUCUAACGGCUGAACAGAUCUCUUCUUUGUCUACUAUUAUGUUGAAGGAUAGAGUUGUGUCCGAACAGAUCCACACAUUGAGUGAUAACAACUCAGAGAUGUUAACCUUUUUGGGCCAAACUUUUAAUGAGAUAUUGUCUGAUGUGAAGCGAAAUCAAACAACUAAUUCUGAAGACAUCUCAAAACUGACGGCAAUUAUUCCGAAACAAAGGGAAGACAUUGAAGAACUGGUUAUGAAACAAAACACUCAACUCAAGAAUGUCUCCAAAAUCACUGUUAACUCAUUCAACAGUAUUAAGAAUAACAUACAAACUAUUUAUGACGAUAAGACUAAGAAACUGACGGGUAUUAUAGAUCGAAUGGAGCGCUCCAUUGAAUUGCAAGACAAAAAGUUAGAGCAGUUUAUCGAGAGUUUUACCGCCGAUCGCAGGAAUUUGCAAGAAUUAAGAGAUGAAUUGAUUGACACGAAGAAUGGCAUGAAUUGUCUGCAAGAGUUUAGCUCCAAAAUCGACGGCUAUAUGUGUCAAAUCAAUGUCGAGGAGAAGAUCCACACAUUGAGUGAUAACAACUCAGAGAUGUUAACCUUUUUGGGCCAAACUUUUAAUGAGAUAUUGUCUGAUGUGAAGCGAAAUCAAACAACUAAUUCAGAAGACAUCUCAAAACUGACGGCAAUUAUUCCGAAACAAAGGGAAGACAUUGAAGAACUGGUUAUGAAACAGAACACUCAACUCAAGAAUGUCUCCAAAAUCACUGUUAACUCAUUCAACAGUAUUAAGAAUAACAUACAAACUAUUUAUGACGACAAGACUAAGAAACUGACGGGUAUUAUAGAUCGAAUGGAGCGCUCCAUUGAAUUGCAAGACAAAAAGUUAGAGCAGUUUAUCGAGAGCUUUACCGCCGAUCGCAGGAAUUUGCAAGAAUUGAGAGAUGAAUUGAUUGACACGAAGAAUGGCAUGAAUUGUCUGCAAGAGUUUAGCUCCAAAAUCGACGGCUAUAUGUGUCAAAUCAAUGUCGAGGAGAAGGUUGGCCUCAAUUAUGUCGAAAGCGUUGAUAACCUGAACACAGAAAACACGCAGCAAUUGAUGGACACAAUCAGUGAAUUGAAUAACAAAAACACUUCACUUCCGAAUCAGACGCAAGAGUUGAUUAGCACUAGAAAUAAGGCGGCGUCUGAGGAGAUGAUACAAUUCCGUCACUUGACUGUCGAUACAAUCAAUUUGUGUGACAAACAGAUGUCUGCCAAACAAUCGGCGCUCAAAACAAUGUCCGAUCGUUUGCACGAAGAACUCGACGAACAGAAGUGUUUUGUGGAUAAAAUCGCAGACAAUAUUAAACAUAUCGAUGAAUGUGUUUCGGAGAAGACAUCGGAAAUGAGUCGAAUGUCGCAAACGAUGGAGAGAUCGCAGAUCCGAGAGAUUGAGAACCAACACAAGAGCUUUGAAGCCUUUGUCAGAAACGACUUAAUCAAAGACAUGCCGACCGGAACCACACCGCAGAAGACUGAAUAUAGUUUCCCGCGAGAGUUGGUUCAGACGUCUCCACACGACAGGAUUCUGCAACGCUUUCGACUCAACAGCGCCUGCAAUACAUCGCUUCCCGAAGAGAAUGAGUCGGAAUUCCUGUCCGAUUCUAACAGUUCUGCAAAGAGUUUCAGCUCUAAUGACGAGAACAUAAAGCCAUUGACUGAUAAGAAACGCAAAGCCGGUCUUCAAUCCAAAAACAAAUCCAAUUCAAGUCUGAAAAUGAUAGCAGAAUCGGAGCAGACAUUUGUGGCCAUAAGUCAACCGUUGUCACGAUUGCCAACUCCUAAACCAUUGAUGUCUAAUCGAAACAAUUAAUUUUUAUUGUAUAUAAGUUUUAACACUAUUUAAUCCUUUUAAUGAUAUUUUAAACUCCAACUUCUUUUAACAUUUAAUGCAC
Molecule: messenger RNA, 3579 nt
Organism: Medioppia subpectinata
Lineage: Eukaryota; Metazoa; Arthropoda; Arachnida; Sarcoptiformes; Oppiidae
Source: the annotation of a GenBank genome assembly